This is a messenger RNA of Pyricularia grisea, 1155 nucleotides long. RefSeq lists its product as uncharacterized. Bases 1 to 1155 code for a protein of 384 amino acids. The transcript has a single exon. The record is from RefSeq and is a predicted model, not a curated record. NCBI's taxonomy places the organism in Eukaryota, Fungi, Ascomycota, Sordariomycetes, Magnaporthales, Pyriculariaceae.
AUGAAGCUCAUCCAACAAUUUGCCGCGCUGGCGCUGGCCUCGAGUGCCAACGCCUUCUGGAUCCUCAACUGCGGCAACCCCGUCGUGGUCGAUCGCGUUGAUCCACUCGCAACCCCAGGGCAGAUCCCGGGGCGUCACCUUCACACCGUCAUGGGCGGCAACGCCUUCUCGGCCAACCUGACGACCUAUGAGCAGACGCAAAAGUCCACUUGCACAUCAUGCAGUGUCACCAAGGACCUCUCCAACUACUGGUUCCCACAGCUCUUCUUUCGCUUCGACAACGGCAGCUUCGCCGCCGUCAAGAACUCGGGCGGGUCGUUGAUCUACUAUCUUCACCGCCACGACAAGAAGGAGCCCGAGUACGCCAAUGGCCUCCAGGCCUUCCCAGAGGGGUUCCGAAUGAUCGCAGGCGAGCCGCUGGCUCGGGAGGCACGCAGCGACACGGAUCAGGGCAAACGCCAGACCCGCGCCGUGUCAUUCGCGUGCCUGCGUGGCGAGCCCACGCCUGCCACCCCCUACCUCCCCAAGAUGAGGUGUAAGAACGGGCUGCGGGCCCAGAUCCACUUCCCGGCUUGCUGGAACGGCAAGGACAACGACUCCCCGGACCACAAGAGCCACGUAGCCUACCCUUCAGGCGUGGACAAUGGCAUUUGCCCUCCUGGGUUCCCCAAGCGCCUCAUCACGCUGUUCUCCGAGGUCAUCUACCAGGUCGACAAGUUCGACGCGUACUGGGACCCGAACGACGCCAGCAAGCCGCAACCCUUUGUCUUUUCUCACGGAGACCAGACGGGAUACGGGUACCACGGCGACUUCCAGAACGGUUGGGACACAAAGGUUCUCAAGGCGGGCAUCAAGGACUGCAACGAGGGCGUCAGAUCUGUCGAACAGUGCUCGGCGUUCAACGGAUUGGUGCAAAAGGGCGACGCCAUGAAGAAGUGCGUCAACAAGCCCCAGGUCGACGAGCAGAUCUCUGGCGUCCUUGGCAGCCUGCCCGGCUGCAACCCGGUGCCGGAGCAAAGUAAGAUUGUGCACCCUGCCGUAAUGGCGACUUGUGCCGCCACGAGUGCAUCUGGGGAAAAGGAUACAAAAGAGGAUACAGACGUGCCCAAGACAUCGCGGGCCGCUCGUCGGAGAGUGAAGCGCAGCAACAACUAG